AUGUCAAAAUCACGGGGCAAUAUCAUUAACCCUAACGAACUGGUGGAAAAAUAUGGAGCCGAUGCUCUACGACUUUACGAAAUAUUUUUAGGUCCACCCGAACAGACUACUAGUUUUGAUAUUAAUGGAGAAAUUAGUAAUUCACCAGAAAUCCAAUUAGUUAGCCCCAGUGUAACACGGGUUAUCCAAGAAGGAGGUGAAAUUAGUGAGGAUUUGAAAAAAGCGAAAUACAUUUUCUUUCCCAUCAAUAAUUCAGAAAAUCAUGAGACGGGAGAUGCUGGAAGCCAUUGGACUUUGUUGGUUUUUGCGGGUGGCGAGUUAGGAGUAUUUUUAAAUUAUAAUUCUCUGGAAUUCUCUGUUACGCCGGAAAACGCUAUGAAGGUGGCAACAAAUUUUCAUGAAAAAGCAAACUUGCUAACUUUGCUUCAUGUCGAAAAUGUAAAAGAAACUCCCCGACAAGCCAAUAAUGCGGACUGUGGAGUUUAUAUAAUUGCUUUUACGCGGGCUUUGGUGAAAAAAAUUAGAGAAAAGGGAGAAGCAAUUGAGGGUUUAGCAGACACAGAAUUGAGGGAAAAAGACCUAAUUUUCUCAAUUACCGAAGAAAGACAAAAAUUAAAAACGGCUGGAUUUCCCAAAAAAGGAACCCCAGGAAAAGAUUAUGAGAUUGGCGAUGAUGUUGAAUACUUGGAAAAAGAGGAAGAACUUAUUUCUCAAUGA
Messenger RNA from Ambispora leptoticha, 717 nucleotides. Lineage: Eukaryota; Fungi; Glomeromycota; Glomeromycetes; Archaeosporales; Ambisporaceae. The record is from the annotation of a GenBank genome assembly.